Molecule: messenger RNA, 3296 nt
Organism: Bombus impatiens (common eastern bumble bee)
Lineage: Eukaryota; Metazoa; Arthropoda; Insecta; Hymenoptera; Apidae
Product: rho GTPase-activating protein 44
Exons: 9
Coding region: 586-3234 (882 amino acids)
Biological process (GO): signal transduction; regulation of actin cytoskeleton organization; regulation of Rac protein signal transduction
Cellular component (GO): intracellular anatomical structure; cytoplasm
Molecular function (GO): protein binding; GTPase activator activity
Source: RefSeq, a predicted model, not a curated record
AUCUGAAUCACAGUGAGAAACAAGAAUGGCUGACCAAGAACAGUAAAAAGUUGUUGGUUGUCCCGUUAUCGAAUCUUUUGAUAGAAAUUUAAUGCCUGUUUAAAAAGGAAAGCAAAAUUGACACGUAAUCCAAGUUUUGUCAAAUAAUGAACAACGUGAAAAUCUUUGCUCGGUUUCGCGGUUUCAUUAAACAACCAAUGGUGAACAAGGAAAUAAAAUGCCGCGAUUAAAAUUUCUAUGAUUUUGACACGUUUACAAAAUUUAAGAUCCAAGAAGUGAAUCUUGAAACUUUUUUGAGAGUGGAAACUCGUCGAUAUUGUGGAAGGAUAUAUCGAUCGGGACAUUCUAUUUGUUCAUAGAGGGUGUGGGAUCAUUAUACAAACAUUAUGACGAAUUGCUGCCUUUCGAGUGAUACGAAGGAUUCUCUCUAUUUUUUUUAUCGUCCGCAUUUCUUUUAUGUCCUCUAAUUAUACUAAACAUGUGUGCUCGUGAACGUCGUCACAGUUAACAAGUGAUAAGUGAUCAUAAUUUAGUAGAUUAUCGUGUAAUUUUAUUUAUAUAAUAAGCGUUAGGUGUUUAUCAAUCAUGAAGAAACAAUUCUUCAGAGUUAAACAGCUUGCUGAUCAAACAUUUUCUAGAGCUGGCAAAACAGAAGUGCUUACAGAUGAUUUACAAGCUGCAGAUAAACAUGUAGAUCAAAUCAGAAUGGCUCUCAUUGGAUUAAACAAAAGACUUGGUAAUCCACCAAAUCAGGCUAUGACACAAGAUGUUGCACUGAAGGAAAAGCGUUUGAAAAAGUGUCCAGAAUAUAUAUUAGGUCAAACAAUGUUGGAGAAUGCUCCUGAAGAUGGUCUCAUGGGUUUUACUUUGUCAGAGUGUGGACGUGCACAGAUGUAUUUAGCAAAUGAGGCAAUUGAACAUGAAGCAAAAGUUGAACAAUAUGUUGCAAUGCCUCUUCAACAUAUUUUAGAUACGGAUGUACCAAACAUAAUAAAACAUAAAAGAAAUUUAGCCCGAUUAACUUUAGAUAUGGAUAGUGUGAGAACAAGAUAUCAACAAGCCAGUAAACAUAGUGCUAGUGCAGGUGCAACAAAGGUAGAUAACUUAAGAGAAGAAUUAGAAGAAGCAGAAACUAAAGUUGAGCAAUGUAGAGAUCAACUAGCUGCAGAAAUGUUUCAACUUAUGUCACGUGAAACUGAAUUAGCACAUACUAUUAUACAAUAUGUAAAACUUCAAAGAGCUUAUCAUGAAAGUGCGCUACAUUGCCUUGAAGACCUUAUUCCUGGAUUAGAAAGCUAUAUUAAUGAUAACGAAAUGAAACCAGUUUAUGGUUAUCCUUUGGAAGAACAUCUCAGAGUAACUAACAGAAAAAUUGCAUUACCCGUUCAAUUGUGUGUAUCUGCAUUGCUAAGAUUAGGUAUGGAAGAAGAGGGCCUUUUUAGAAUAGCUGGCGCUGCGUCAAAAUCACGUCGAAUUAAAUUGAGUUUAGAUGCAUGCUGCCUUACAUUACCAACUGCUCUUGAGUAUAAAGAUCCACAUGUCAUUGCUGGUGCAUUAAAAUCUUAUCUUCGAGAACUACCUGAACCUCUCCUAACUUACAAGUUGUAUCCUGAAUGGAUGGCAGCUGCAAAAAUAACUCAGAAUGAAACAAGAUUAAGGGCUCUAUGGGAGGUGUUACAUAAGUUACCAGCUGUAAAUUUAGAAAAUCUGCGGUUCCUAAUCAAAUUUCUAGCUGUUCUCACUAAAAACCAAGAUGUGAACAAAAUGUCACCACAAAAUAUUGCAAUUGUAAUCGCGCCCAAUUUAAUAUGGAGUCCACAAGAGGAUGCAAAUACAAUGGUAAUGAACAUGAGUACAGCUAAUAACUCUAGUCUUAUAGUUGAUCAGUUAAUCACAUAUGCAGAUUGGUUUUUUCCUGGUGAAAUAGAUUUUGAUCGCGAUUUAGAAGUUGGUAUUAUAAUUGGUUCGGAAAAUCAAACUACGAGUAUGCGUCGUUGCAUUUCUAACAGUAGUCUUAGUGAUCAUGGAGAAAGUCCUCCACAAGGCAGUCCUAAACCAGCAGCUCGUAGGAAAAACAAACCAGCUCCAACACCACCAAGUAUCACUACUCCGGAUAAACAUGAUAAGAAACCUGAUGAUAAACCACCACCCACACCUGAUAAACCACCUAGACCUUUAACAUCAGGGACUCUUAAUCGCAUAAAAAAACAUGAAACAACAAAUACCGAAUCAAUUACAAAACAUGACACUAGUACAGAUAAGCAAGAUGGAAGCACAGAAACAGAAACUAAACAACAAAAUACUGAAGCAAAUGCACUUAUUGAUUCUUCGUUAGUUAAUUGUCCAGAACGCGUUGACGAGGUACAAGAAGAUUUACAUAAUGCAAACAUAGAAACUGAAAAGAUUAAUCAAGAAACUCAAAAGGCUGAAAAGAAAUUAAAUGUUCCUAUUGCUCUUGAAAGGAACACUAUGGAAAAUAUAUCGUGCAAUAAGUCUCUUAUGGAACUUGAAAAUUCAGAAAAUUCUAUACAAAAAUUAAAGGUAAUACCAACUGAAAGACCGCCUCCCACUACAUUAGAAAGACGUAGACCAGUAGCUGCCCCAAGAAGUAUAACCAACAUAGUACAUAAUGCGGAAGAAACGGUUGAAUUACGUAAGAAGGCGGACAAUAAUCCUGUAUGUACAAGCACACUUGAUAGAAGUAGUAAACCGGCGAUUCCAGAACGACCAGCCGGAUUAAUACGACCUUCGAGCCUUAUUAAACAACAACCACGGCACAGUAACGAAAACUUAGACAGCGAAGCAGGACCUUUAACUUUGGAAAGAGCUCAUGUAUAUUCAGUGGACAAACAACAGGUCAGUAUAAUACAAGUGCGUGGCAGUGGCAAUGUGUUCUGCACCUCGGGCAACAACAAUGGCAACGCGGCUUCGAACUUACAGAGAAGCCCCAGUGUAGGUAGUCGACCUUCGUCUAUGUCCUUGUACGGCGAACGACCGGAAAAGCCAGCCAAAUUGAACGCUCCGGAACAAACGAAAGCUCACGUGCGAACCAGAUCAGAAGGGAAUAUUAUCGAUGUGCAAACUCAGACUGAGACGGUGGUAGUUGUUAAAUCACCGCAACAACCUGUUCCGGCUUCUCCAAGAUUUCAUCAAAGACCUCCGCGACCUCAACCGCCACCACCACCUCCACCCACCGCGCGUGUUAAAUCGGAACACGAAAGUACUAAUCUCUAGAAUCAACUGUAUAAAAAGUGAUUAUUACAUUUAUAAGAGAACUUUAUAGAAAUUAAUAUUUU